AUGGAGGCCGAGGAUGAUGUCUACCAGCGAAUCGCGAUGACAGACAGCCAUCGAAUGAGGGCAAAUUAUCCUCACUCGACACUCUGCCCAAUGAUUUCUUAUCUGACAACGAACACAUCCUUCUCACCUCUCAACCCAAACCUCCUGAACUACAACCACCCACAUCCUACCAGUAUAUUACAACUGUCACUGCCCAGGGCCUGUCCAACACCGUCCUCACUUUCAGUACCGACACCAUGGCCUACAUUAACUGCUACGUGGGUUGCCUCUCUCCCUUUCUCUAUCUCUUUCUUUCUCUCUCUCUCUCUCUCUCUCUCUCUCUCUCUCUCUCUCUCAGUGUGUGCAUUGCUCAAUUAUGGUGACCUUAUGUUAGACUUGGCUAUGCUUAUAUGUCAUGGAACAAACAGCUAUUUUUUUACCGUUUCCUCUUUCUCCCGCUUAUACACGUCUCACUCCCUCUCUCUCUAUCCCUCUCUUCUUUUCUAUCUCCUUUUCUCUUUCUCUCUUUCUCUCUCCCUGUCACGAUUAUAUAUCAUUAUUCGUACAUACAUACAAACGUCAUUACUUGUUUCUACUCCAUGA
Acanthosepion pharaonis is the source of this 582-nucleotide messenger RNA. Lineage: Eukaryota; Metazoa; Mollusca; Cephalopoda; Sepiida; Sepiidae. The record is from the annotation of a GenBank genome assembly.